Messenger RNA from Corylus avellana, 843 nucleotides. RefSeq names its product NOD26-like intrinsic protein 7;1 (gene NIP7;1). Gene Ontology annotation, molecular function: channel activity. NCBI's taxonomy places the organism in Eukaryota, Viridiplantae, Streptophyta, Magnoliopsida, Fagales, Betulaceae. The record is from RefSeq and is a predicted model, not a curated record. Gene Ontology annotation, cellular component: membrane. Gene Ontology annotation, biological process: transmembrane transport.
AUGAAAAGCUUGUUUGAAGAUCAUCAGCAGCCACAUCCUCAUGACACUUCAAACCACGAACCAAAUAGCGGCCGAUUAUCCAAAGAAGAUCAAGAAAUGGGCUCCAAUGCCACCUCAAAGACUGAUGUCUUGAACAACUCUGCCUUUGGCUGCUUUCCUCGAGGAACGAUGGAUCUUAAUCUUGGACGCGUGGUUUUAGCAGAACUGGUCGGGACUUUCAUUUUGAUGUUUUCUGUGUGCGGGAUCAUAGCAUGCACCCAGCUGAGUAAAGGCGAAGUGGGUCUUCUGGAGUAUGCAGCCACCGCAGGAUUGACAGUGGUUGUUGUCAUUUUCUCCAUAGGCCAUAUCUCUUGUGCGCACGUUAAUCCUGCUGUCACAAUAGCUUUUGCAACCUUUGGUCAUUUUCCAUGGUCCAAGGUUCCGCUUUACAUAUUGGCACAAAUGUUGGGUUCUGUGUUGGCAACAUGUAUUGGACAGUCUGUUUACAACGUCAAAUCAGAAAUUAUGACCACCCGGCCGCUCCGAGGCUGCAGCUCCGCCUUCUGGGUGGAGCUUAUUGCGACAUUUAUCAUCAUGUUUCUAGCUGCUUCAGUGACCUACCAACAUCAAACUGUAGGCCAUUUGUCUGGCUUCGUUGUUGGCAUAGCCAUUUCACUAGCUGUGUUAAUCACAGGGCCUGUUUCAGGAGGAUCAAUGAAUCCUGCAAGAUCAUUGGGGCCUGCAAUAAUUUCAGGGAAAUUCAAUGACAUAUGGAUAUAUAUGACAGCCCCAACCAUUGGAGCCGUGGCAGGUGCUCUUCUCUUUCGAAUUCUUCGUCUUCAACAACCCCGCCCGCCCAUGUAA